Messenger RNA from Erythranthe guttata (spotted monkey flower), 1474 nucleotides. Its product is annotated as G-patch domain-containing protein 1. The record is from RefSeq and is a predicted model, not a curated record. Gene Ontology annotation, molecular function: nucleic acid binding. Gene Ontology annotation, cellular component: nucleolus. Lineage: Eukaryota; Viridiplantae; Streptophyta; Magnoliopsida; Lamiales; Phrymaceae.
CGCCCCACACUCUCUCUCUCAAUUUGUUCUUUCGGCGGCAAAUCAAGGGUUCUAGAGAGAGAGAGAGAGAGAAGGUUGAAUUGAUUAGUUAUGGCAGAACCCGAAGCCCCUCUACGUUAUGUCGGAGUUGACCGAAGCUCCGCCGCCUUCCGCCUCAUGAAACAAAUGGGAUGGGAAGAAGGAGAAGGGCUUGGUAAAGAAAAGCAAGGAAUCAAAGGAUAUGUUCGGGUGAAGAACAAACAGGAUACUUUAGGUAUAGGCACAGAGAAACCAAAUGCGUGGGCUUUUGAUACCACUCAGUUCGAUAGUAUACUCAAGAAAUUGAAAGUGCAAGCGGUUACAAUCAACAAUGAUGAAGUUGAUGAAAAAGAUGAAGAAAAAGUAGCCGAGAAAAGCAGCCCUUUGAAGGACAAAGAAGAAGCAGCUGUCAAGGUUACUCGACCACAAGGGAGGUAUCAAAAAAGAGAGAAGGGGAAGCGGGUUCAUUCUUAUUCUGCAAAGGAUCUUGAAGGAAUCCUUGUAAACAAGGCGAAAUCUCCCGAGGCUAAUUAUGGAGAGGACAAAAAGUCAAUGGAUAUUAAUCUUGCUGAUAUCGAAGAAGAUCAUGUGAUAGGAGAAGUUCAAGAUCUUCCACCAGGGUGGUGGGGACACAAAUUAGGGUUUAUUUCCGGAGGUUUGCUUGGUGCCGAGUCUCAGAGAAAGAAGUUGCUCUUGUCUGGGAAUGAUCAAAAAAAUUCAAACGGCAGAACUAUGUUCAAUGAGGACGAUCAAGAAAAUCUCUACAAACUUGUUCAGGACAAGGCGACAUCUGGAAAACAAGGGCUUGGAAUAAAGGACCUUCCGAAAAAAGUUGCAGGCUGCUUUUUCGAAGGAAAAAAGACAACUUUCGGUGAUAGUGAUGACGAGGAUUCCUCCAACUCACCUUCGUCAAUGAAAAGGAAACACGAAGAAAAUAUGGACAUGGAUAAUAACGGUGCUGAACAGAAGCCAAAACUUAAGAAGUUGUGUCGGCAGCUUCUUCGGCAGGUGCCUGGUGAGUCAUUAAAGCUGAAGCAUCUCAAAGAACUCGUCGAUAAACACUCCCCUUCGAUUUUUUCCAGCUUCUCUUCCGAAGAGGCAAUUACUUGUUUAAAGGAAAAGCUUGAGAGCAGUGACAGGUUUUCGGUCAAGGGGAAGAAAGUCUUGCACUCGAAAAGAAGUUGAUGAAAACAAUUUUUUCAAUUAAUAUAUUUGCUGAGGAAGAUAAUCGUAAUAUGCUUCUUUCUUGGUUUUCACGGGAACAUGAAAGAGUUAAUAAGAGCGAUAGGUAUAGAGUUUUAGUAAAAGAAAGUUGAAAAUGUGUGUUAUUUUAUUGAGGAGAGUACAAUAUGAGCUGAAUAUUUGUUAUUAUGGUCUGUAAUAAUUUUUGUAGUACUAGGUCUAUUGUUUUUGAACGAUUCUUUAACAUACACAUUUGUAUUUGAAUUUUUGAUAA